Nicotiana tabacum (common tobacco) is the source of this 1579-nucleotide messenger RNA. Its product is annotated as purple acid phosphatase 2. Lineage: Eukaryota; Viridiplantae; Streptophyta; Magnoliopsida; Solanales; Solanaceae. The record is from RefSeq and is a predicted model, not a curated record. Gene Ontology annotation, molecular function: acid phosphatase activity; metal ion binding.
AUAUACGAGCUCCUAAAUUGUGAAAGUUGUGUUUUUGUUGUGCAAAAGUGGGUGUGUCAAAAAUGGAGUUUUUCGGGCGUUGCAUCGUUCUUGUUCUGGGUUUAAUUCUCAAUGAGUCACUUCUAUGUAACGGUGGAGUCACCAGUAGUUUUGUUAGGAAAGUUGAGAAGACAAUCGAUAUGCCUCUGGAUAGUGAUGUUUUCGGUGCCCCUCCUGGUUAUAAUGCGCCUCAACAGGUUCACAUAACACAAGGAGAUCACGAGGGAAAGGCCGUAAUUGUUUCAUGGGUGACUAUGGAUGAACCUGGUUCAAGUACAGUCCUAUAUUGGAGUGAGAAAAGCAAGCAAAAGAAUAAUGCCAAGGGAAAGGUUACUACAUACAAAUUUUACAACUACACUUCUGGUUACAUCCAUCACUCCACUAUUAGGCAUUUGGAGUUCAACACCAAAUACUACUAUAAGAUUGGGAUUGGGCACACGGCACGAACCUUCUGGUUUGUAACUCCUCCACCAGUUGGCCCCGACGUACCCUAUACAUUUGGUCUUAUAGGGGAUCUUGGUCAGAGUUUUGACUCAAACAAGACACUCACACAUUAUGAAUUAAAUCCAAUCAAGGGGCAAGCGGUGUUGUUUGUAGGCGACCUAUCAUAUGCUGAUAACUAUCCUAAUCAUGAUAAUGUAAGAUGGGAUACAUGGGGAAGGUUUGUAGAGAGAAGUACUGCUUAUCAACCUUGGAUUUGGACAGCAGGAAAUCAUGAGAUAGAUUUUGCUCCUGAAAUUGGGGAAACAAAACCUUUCAAGCCCUACACUCAUCGGUAUCAUGUGCCGUACAGAGCAUCAAACAGUACAUCUCCCCUGUGGUAUUCAAUCAAGCGAGCUUCAGCAUAUAUCAUUGUUUUAUCCUCAUAUUCAGCAUAUGGUAAAUACACUCCUCAAUACAAAUGGCUUGAGGAAGAGCUACCAAAAGUUAACAGGACCGAGACUCCAUGGCUGAUUGUUCUACUACAUUCUCCAUGGUAUAACAGCUACAACUAUCACUACAUGGAAGGGGAAACCAUGAGAGUAAUGUAUGAACCAUGGUUUGUAAAGUACAAAGUAGAUAUUGUUUUUGCAGGUCAUGUUCAUGCUUAUGAGCGAACGGAACGAAUAUCUAAUGUGGCCUACAACGUUGUCAAUGGAGAAUGCACUCCUAUUCGUGAUCAGUCUGCCCCAAUUUAUGUAACUAUCGGAGAUGGAGGAAAUUUGGAAGGCCUCGCCACCAACAUGACAGAGCCACAGCCAGCUUACUCUGCAUUCCGCGAGGCUAGUUUUGGACAUGCCACUCUUGCUAUCAAGAAUAGAACUCAUGCUUAUUAUAGUUGGCACCGUAAUCAGGAUGGAUAUGCUGUGGAAGCUGAUAAGAUAUGGGUUAACAAUCGUAUUUGGAAUCCAGUUGAUGAGUCCAUGGCUCUUGCUGUUUCAUAAUGUGUACAAUGUCCAUCCUGGGAUGUGGCAGACGAGGCCUUGUGAGGAAAACAAAAUAAUGUCGUAAAUGAAAAUUGAAGGAUAUAUAUUAAUUCAUAGUUACUCACUUCUCCAAA